Clonostachys solani is the source of this 2787-nucleotide messenger RNA. NCBI's taxonomy places the organism in Eukaryota, Fungi, Ascomycota, Sordariomycetes, Hypocreales, Bionectriaceae. The record is from the annotation of a GenBank genome assembly.
AUGAAAAGCAAUCUAUUGGUGGACGGCCGAUCGCCCAACUGGCAAAAACCACCUCGCGCGCCAGCAUCUAUGUUAAGAAUGAUCGAGAAGAAUUUUCUGCUUUGCUGUAUCGUCGCCGUUCUAACGACCUACCUGCUUGUUGGCCAUAACUGGCAAUAUUCAUCACCAGAGAAGGGAACCCAUCAAGGGCAUUUUACGCUACCGCCAGAAGACCUUGAGUAUGGGCUGGAACAGUGUGCUUCAAACCAAGUAAGACCCAUCGUGAAUUGGGAUUCAGCGGCGACCCGUCUUGCCAAGGCUCGAUCUGGGCCGCGGACUAUCCUAAGAAAUGCGACACUCAUUGACGGAGAUGGACAAGUUACUCCUGGCUGUACUAUCGAGAUGCAGGAUGGGAUCAUCGUCAGUGUGAGUACAGUGGCCUCAUUAUCAGAGAGUGCCACUCACUCAGCCGAUACCACGGACAUUGACUUGCACGGCCGAGUCGUUACUCCAGGCCUGGUUGACAUGCAUUCCCACAUUGGAAUCCGCGAGACCCCUCAGCUUUGGGCAACAGAGGAUGUGACUGAAAGUUCCUCGCCUGCUACGCCCUGGGGUCGAGCUGUUGACGCCAUCAAGGCUAGUGACCAGGCAUUUCCGGUGGUUGCCAGUGGAGGGGUCACCACAUCCUUGGUUUUGACAGGUGCGAAAAACUCUAUAUCUGGAGAAGGUGCGGUUCUCAAGAUGAAGAGAGGAGAAUCAGUGAGCGACCUCCUUGUUAAUCUGACCGAGUUCGGUGGAAAGCCUCAGCGCUAUCUGAAAAUGGCCAUGGGCGAGAACCAGAAGAGACAGUUCCAGAAUGUCCCUGGCGGGCCAGUGUCGAGGCUCGGUGAAUCAUACGUCUAUCGUAAGGCGUAUGACAGCGCGAGGAGAGUUAAACAAAGCCAGGAUAUGUGGUGCGAGAUGGCAACGACACAGGCCGGCCGAGCAAGACUUGCGACAGAAUACCCACGUUCGCUGGAGUGGCAGACUCUAGUCGAUGUCCUUCGUGGUGACGUACGCGUCAACAUCCAUGGAUAUGAGACUGAAGAUAUCCUGGCAAUGUUUGAUCAUUCCGAUGAGUUUGGGUUCAAUAUCACAGCCUUGCAUCACGGUUUGCACGCGGAUUCCGUUGCCGAUGAGGUAAAAAGAAGAAACGUUGCGGUAGUUGGGUUCACCGACUCGUGGGGUGACAAAUGGGAAAAUUAUAAUGUCAGCCUCUACUUUCCAAAGAGGAUAGCAGAUCAUGGAAUUCCUCUUGCUUUCACGCGUGAUCAUCCGGCAUUACAUGGUCAGUUCCUCAUAUACGAGGCCCAAAUCGCUCACCACUUUGGCGUUGACGCCGAACUGGCGCUUUCGUCAGUGAUGUCAGUCCCAGCUCAUCUGAUUGGUUUAGAUAACAAAAUAGGAUUCGUACGCCCAGGCUACGACGCAGACCUGGUAGUUUGGGACAGACAUCCGCUCAGGGUUGGCGCCAGCCCUCUUCAAGUCUUCAUCGAGGGUCAAAGCGUAGUUAGAGCCGCUUCUGGCGUGUGGCACCGAUCACGACAACAUCUCAAAGAUGCUCCUCCGUCGAGGCCUGAAACCGAAACGGACAAGACGAUUAAUAAUCUCGUGGGCCAAGAAAAUGUGGUAAUCACUGGCCUUACUAACAGUUUCAUCGGUGUCGAUAAUACACGAAGUCAAGAGCUCCAAGGGUCUAAUAUGACUGCUAUCAUACAAAAGGGGCGAGUAACCUGCGUAGGAGGCGAAGAGUGCGACAACAUGGCAAAGCAGGCAGCAGCAGACGGCGUGGCUGUAAUACACGUAGAUAAUGCUUUCAUGCUUCCGGGCCUUACCGUAGCCACGCGACAGCACGGCCUGGCUGAGAUGGCCUUGGAACCCUCAACCACAGAUGGUUCCUCGUCUGGGGACAAUUUUCACAAUCCCCCGGAAACUAGGUUUGGGCUCACCCUGGGCGGGAUCCAUCUGCAGAGUGCCUACCAUGCGGGUGUCACUCGUAUAGUUACUCCCCCUCUCACCACUGGCUUCUUCCACGGUAUCAGCGCGAGAUUCAGGGCGGGGGCAACAAGUGUGCUCGAUGAUGGCGCAGUCUCUGACCCCAAUGUUGCCCUCCAUUUCACCAUCGGACAUGAAGCAAAAGGUCUCUCGACCCCGUCAGUCUCAAUACAGAUCCAGACACUGCGAGACCUUUUAAUCUCCAGUGAACCCUCUCACCCAGCUUUCCAGCGAGCCGCUAAAGGCAGCAUCCCCAUCGUCGCUCACACAAACAACAAAGACGUUAUUGCACAUAUCAUUGCCUUGAAGCGCGAGAUAGAUGCUCACAUAGUCAUAAUGGGUGGGGCCGAGGCCCAUCUCCUUGCCACCGAGCUCUCAGAAGUUGAUAUCCCAGUCAUUGUUGCUCCGUUCUGGGGUUGUGAGCCGCUCUUUUGGGACUCUCGCCACUGCCUUCCUGGACCUCCCUUGACUGAAUACUUAGGACCCCAAGUGCUAAUCGACGCUGGUGUGACGGUCGGUAUUGGCAGUUGGGAUAACAUGAAUAAUCACAUCCAAAGCAGUAUAUGGGAGGCAUCGUGGCUGGCAGGGCCCACUAACCACAGUUUAGCGCUUGAUCUCGUGACUACAAACAUUGAGAAGUCCCUGAAGCUCUCGGAGGCUAGGGAUGUUGUGGUCUAUGAGGGGAACCCUUUUGAGUUUGGAGCUCGUGUUGCGCUGAGUCUCGAGGAGGGAAUUGUUCGCAGUUUUUUUCCGAAUGCCGAUGCAACAGAGUAA